Molecule: messenger RNA, 1701 nt
Organism: Trypanosoma conorhini
Lineage: Eukaryota; Euglenozoa; Kinetoplastea; Trypanosomatida; Trypanosomatidae
Exons: 1
Coding region: 1-1701 (566 amino acids)
Source: RefSeq, a predicted model, not a curated record
AUGGCCAACGCGCCUGUCGUCAACAACUACUACGUCCACGAGGACGCGCAGGUGCCGGUUCCGCUCUUCUUCACGCCGAAUGUGUCGAUGGAGGCUCUCGCACUGAGCCAACAGACGAGUGCCUCCGGCCUGCGUGGGAAGCGCGGGCGGGAGCAGACGCGGCGCGAGUAUCGCGUCAACGGCGUCGCCGUGAGAACGGCAGGCCCCGCUGCGGCUGAGAAAAGUCUUCAGGGCGACGCCAUGGCUGUGGACCCGUAUGCGAAGGGCCACCAAGGCCCGCUGCGGCCCAUCUCCAGCGAGGAGGAGCGCUCCCUCCUGGACGAGUCCAUAGACUACUACAGACGCGCGAAGCUCCCACGAAAGGAACCCCUGACGUUGCCGGGCGGCGAGGGCGCCUCUGCGGAGAACAGUGCCGCCGCGCUGCGCGCUGAGCUGCGGCGACUGCAGGAGCAGCAUGACCAGCUAAGCAAACUUGUGGAGGAGACGCGGGCGGAGCUGCAACGCAGCCGUGAGGCGCUUGAGCGCUCGGAGGAGGGUGCGCGGCGCUGCGUCCAGGACCUGCGCGUGGAGGUGGCGCAGCUGCAGAAGCACGUGGAGCUGAUGGAUGGGCGGCAGUCGUCGCUUGAGGGGACCGUCGGGUCCUUCAGGGGGCUGCAGGCGCUGGUGGACACCGUCCGCGGCGACGUCGCCGCGCUCCGCGGUGAAGUGAACCAAAAGUCUACCGCCAUCGCCCUUUUAGAGAGGUCCGUCGACGACGCCAAGAGGCAAACGGCGGCCCGCCCAGCGGCGACGGAAGUGCCGUCGUUCGCGCGCCCUCCCGUGAACCCCACCGCGACGGCGACUGAGGCCAACCCUGCAAAGGCCUCAGCAGCGCCAGCGAACCCUUUUGCAUUCGGAGGCGGCGCCACCGCCGCGACUGGGACGGGGCUCGCCUCUGCUGCGAAGGCCGAUGCAACUCGCUCCGGGCCUGCAGCCGAGCAGACGAAUCCCUUUUCGUUUGGUGGAGCCGCAGCAAGCACGCCGGCGACCGCGCCGGGGUUCGGGGCUCCCGCAAUGACGCUGAGGACACCCGGCGAGGGCUCCGCAUCGAUGCCCAAGAAUCCGUUUUCGUUCGGCGCACCCUCGGCGAGUGCAGCGGCCGUGACUCCCUCCGGCCCCGGUGGUGCGACGACUUUGACCGAGCCCGCCGCAGGAGAGGCGACAGCGACUCUGGCGGCCACCGCCGCCGCAGCUGCUCCGCCUAGUGGCGCCGGCAGUGCACCCGCCCCCGCCUUUGGCGCCAAGGCAGCGGAGGCGGGCGGCAACUCCGCUGCCAACGAGGGGUUUGGGUUCCCAACGGAGUCCGCCAGGCCGCCACAGGCGCCGUGGCCGACUGUGGCCCCUCCCACCGCUGCCGCCGGCUCCAAUCCCUUUAGCGCCUCCUCGGGGGCGGGGGCGUUUACGGCUUUUCCCAGCGCCUCCAACGCGACGGCGUUUUCUCCGUUUGGGUCGACGGGUGCUGCCCCCGCGGCGCCGUCAAACCCGUUCGCUGCGCCCGCGUCCGUAGGCGCUCCCGCCGGCGCCGCCUCUGGUCUGCCGGGCGCUGCGUCGUUCGCCCAGCCAUUAUCCUCCCCCGUCGUGUUCAACAUGGGCGCAGGGCCGGCUGCAGGCGACGAGUCCUCCGGUCUGCAGCACAAAAAGCGGCUGCGCAAACACUACUAG